Molecule: messenger RNA, 2242 nt
Organism: Gadus chalcogrammus (walleye pollock)
Lineage: Eukaryota; Metazoa; Chordata; Actinopteri; Gadiformes; Gadidae
Gene: otop1
Product: otopetrin 1
Exons: 6
Coding region: 217-1986 (589 amino acids)
Biological process (GO): inner ear morphogenesis; proton transmembrane transport
Cellular component (GO): membrane
Molecular function (GO): proton channel activity
Source: RefSeq, a predicted model, not a curated record
UCCAUUCUAUGGCCGGACAUUGAAUCUAUGUGUGACCACUGAACCGGCCCAUGAAGAUUGAAUGAGCAUGUUUGGCACGGCGGCUGUGGCUCUGAAUCCUCACAUUGUAACAGCGCGUUACGCACUCGGCCUCCCCUGGACGCACUUAUAGCGCACAGGAUCGACUCUGCUCUUCUCUCGAGACUGACGGUGUCAUAGCCUACUAUUUUGCCCACCAUGGUGGAACACAGUGGCCUGGAUAUCAUGUGUUUGAACAAGUAUUGCAACAGCUCGUCCUCGUCGUCUAGCUCCGAGCACGAGAAGAAGACAUUCACCAAGAUCAAGCUCAACUUGUCGGCGGACUAUCCGAGGAAGAGCUCGGAGAUCCUCAGUGGCCAAUAUGGCACCAACGUGCUACUGAUCGGGUUGGCGCUGAUGCUGGCCAUUGCCCACCAUGGACCCUCUGUUACGGAGGAGAACCUGUUGUCGUUCAUCACCUGCCUUAUGAUCAUCCAGUUGAUGUGGAUGAUGUGGUACAUCUGGAUUAGGGACAGGAAGAGUGAGCUCCAGACGGAGAAAGAUGUGCACGCAACGACCUGCUGGAUAAGAGGUGGUUUGACUCUUCUUGCACUGCUAUCAUUGAUCAUGGACGCGUUCCGUAUUGGUCAUUACGUGGGCUUCAAUUCCUGUGUGUCGCAUGUGCUUGGAGUCUACCCUGUUGUCCAUGCAACCCACACAAUAGCACAGGUGCAUUUUCUAUGGUUUCACAUCAAGGAUGUCAUCAAGAACUUUGAAACAUUUGAGAGAUUCGGUGUAAUCCACGCCGUAUUCACCAACCUGCUCCUGUGGUGCAACGGAGUGAUGUCAGAAGCGGAACACUUCCUGGACAACCACAAGAGAAGACUGUAUGCCCAAGGCUAUGGAAACCUCACCAUAGUUCACUCAGAGCCUGACUGUAACUGCACCACCGGCGCUUGCUCCAUGUUCUCCAACAGCCUCUACUAUCUGUAUCCCUUCAACAUCGAGUAUCACAUCUUUGUCUCCGCCAUGCUCUAUGUCAUGUGGAAGAACAUCGGAAGGGUGAUCGACCUCACCUCCAACCGCAAGCGGUCGGCUACCAAGAACCAGGGUCUGAUCCUCGGCCCCAUCUUGGGUCUGGUGGCCUUGGCCAGCACCAUCGGAGUGCUGGUGGUCUACGUGAUCCACGUGGAGGAAUCCCUGCAGAUGCGCCAGUCAGCCAUCUCCAUGUUCUACUGUUACGGUAUAAUCAUGCUGGUUUUCAUGUGCUCAGCCGGAGCCUCUGGUCUGCUCAUCUACCGCACUGACCACAUGCCGACCGACACCUCUGAGAACCCAUCCAGGCAGCUUGACACGGAGCUCCUAUUUGGCUCCUCUGUGGGCUCCUGGCUGAUGUCCUGGUGCAGUGUGGUGGCGGUGCUGGGCUCUACCAGCAGCCCGCCGUACCGCUGGACUAACCUCAUCUACUCUCUCUUCAUCAUCCUGGAGAAGUGCGUCCAGAACCUGUUCAUCAUCGAGUCCCUGUACCGCCAUCGAGAUGACAGGGAGGAUCCCGAUCUGCCAGCCACGCCCAAGAUCUUCUCCGUGACCUCAUCCCUCGCCCCCCCGUAUAACGGCAUCCUCAACAGAGCCUACGAGACGCCAGAAAGGGACUGUGCGACCAUGGACAGUGAGCAGGUGGAAAGUGGACAGGUGUACAGAAGUCCUAGGAAGCCUUCCAAGGUGCCCCUGACCGAGGGGACCGUGGCAGAGCCGCCGGGCACCAAGAGGCAGAUCCUGAAGAACAUCGCUAUAUUCCUUCUGAUGUGCAAUAUCUCGCUGUGGAUCCUUCCCGCCUUUGGCUGCCGACCACAGUACGACAACGGACUGGAGCAGGAGGCCUUCGGCUUCAGUAUAUGGACCACAGUUCUCAAUUUCGCCGUACCCAUGAACCUUUUCUACCGCAUGCACUCAGUGGCUUCCCUCUUUGAGGUGUUCCGCAGGGCUUGAUGGAUCCCCUUGGGCACUGACAAUGAUGGACCGCAUGCACCGAACAUCCCGCCACCUGCGGGAAAGCAGAAAGAAGCUCCUCACAGCACUGGUCCACGGCUGUGGCGGCGCUCCGAGGGCAUUACUGAACGGAUGUGACAGAAAGCCAUGGGGAGUCACAGCAUACACACCCCUCCGUGGAGGGGUUUGAUAGGCCAAUCAAUCGUUAUUAGCAAUGUGUUUUCUAAAGAAUUACCUUGGGUUCACGACGAAACAA